AUGCACACCACCACGACCCUCCUCGCCGCGCUCACCAGCGCAACCCUGGCCCUCGCCAACCCGGCGCCGGCAGCGGAAGCGCACCCAGCCCUCGUCACAGCGGCGCCGGCGCUCCACCCCGCCGCCGCGCGGCUCGCCGCGCGCCAGUUCCGAACCACCGACUCCGAGAUCUCCAAGUCCAUCGCAUGCGGGAGCGCCUACCUCUCACUCGCGGGCGACGCGCCACGGGAGACCAACGCCGCCCUAGCCCGAUGGGUCCUGAGCGCCGCAUCCCCCGCAGCCGAGAUCGUCACGGCCACAGCCCUCGACGAGUCCCUGACCUCGCUGUGCGACCCCAGCCUGACGGCGACCCUCACGCCCCCGGCCUCCCUCUCGAGCGCCUGGUCGACCUAUCUCGAGAAGGCCAGCUCCUGGAUGACGAGCGCGGCGCCGGAGGCCAGCAGCCUGGCGCAGAGCUGCGGCGGCGAGAUCGGCGCCGUCAUCGGGUUCCUCGUCGUCAGCGACGCCGAGAGCUGCACCAAGGCCGUGCUGGACUUGGUCGCGGCCGCCAACGGCGAGGAUGUUACCAGUGCAAGCGACAGCGAGACGGUCUCGCCCACGCGGUCGCGCACGACGGCCGCGCCGGAGGCGUCUGAGACGGGGAGUGCGGGUGGGGAUGAUGAUAACGGCGAUGGGGGUGAUGAUGGCGCGGAUAAUGGGAAUGGGGGUGGUGAGGAUGGUGGCUCGGAUAACGGCUCCGACGAGACAGGCGGGGCUGGCGCGGCGGAGACCUCCAGCACGUCUACUGGUGGUGUGCCGAGGGAGACGGGCUUUGUUGGUGUCGCUGCUGCGGCGGCUGUUGCCGUGGUCGGUGUUGUCGCUGCGCUCUGA
Chaetomium globosum CBS 148.51 is the source of this 870-nucleotide messenger RNA. RefSeq lists its product as uncharacterized. Lineage: Eukaryota; Fungi; Ascomycota; Sordariomycetes; Sordariales; Chaetomiaceae. The record is from RefSeq and is a predicted model, not a curated record. The coding region runs from base 1 to 870 and encodes 289 amino acids. The transcript has a single exon.